Gilbertella persicaria is the source of this 198-nucleotide messenger RNA. RefSeq lists its product as uncharacterized. The transcript has 2 exons. The annotation marks the transcript as partial. Lineage: Eukaryota; Fungi; Mucoromycota; Mucoromycetes; Mucorales; Choanephoraceae. Gene Ontology annotation, biological process: positive regulation of transcription by RNA polymerase II. The record is from RefSeq and is a predicted model, not a curated record. Gene Ontology annotation, molecular function: zinc ion binding; DNA-binding transcription factor activity, RNA polymerase II-specific.
AUGUGCAUUUUUUCUCUAAACUCUCUCACAAGUGAACAGUGUCGACGUAAAAAAGUAAAAUGUGACGGUGCUCAAACUAUCUGUGGCAACUGUGCUUCUGCAAAUUUACCUUGUACCUAUAAAGAAUCAACCAAAAAGAGAGGACCACCCAAAGGCUAUAUUGAAGCUAUUGAAGGACGACUACACCGACUAGAAGCA